AUGGACGAAGCCGACCUACUAUCCGAUCGUAUCUUGAUCAUGGUGAAAGGCAAAGUAAUUUGUGCCGGAUCAUCAAAUUUUCUCAAAAACCGCUUUGGCACCGGCUUCUUGCUUACGAUCACUCUGAAACCCACCGUGAACGUUGCGGAAGCAGCGGCGAAAUCUUUGAGAAUCAUUCGACGCUUGGUCGACGACGCGCAGUUAGAUGCCAACCCAACGGCCCAGAUCACCGUAAACCUACCGUAUAGUGCGAAAGACAAGUUUGUAACGAUUUUCAAGGAAUUGGAACAGAAGCAGGAGGAGGUGGGGAUCGAUGCAUUCGGACUGUCAGUCAACACAUUGGAACAAGUGUUUAUCAGUGUGGGGGAGAAGGCGGAGAAGCGGCCGAGCAGGAGGAUCACGGAGAAGAUCGAGAAAGAUGCCAACUUGAUCAAUGAACAAGAUGGUAAGUUUUAGAUUCUGAGUUUGGGUUGGUGCUGGGAAGGCAGUUUUGGCAAUGAAAGGGCAUAAGUGAAGAUCAAAACAGACUUGUUUUUAGAUGACAGACAGCCCACAGUUGCGAAAAACGUUGCCGCGCUUAUGAUAAGAAACUACAUCUACAUGUAUCGGGAUUGGUCGAGGACAUUGGCACCGUUCUUGGCCGUUCUAUUAAGUCUUGUCGCAAAUUGGCUGAAGAAUCAAGAUGGAGGUGGCGUUUUCGAUGUAUCAGAUGAUAAGUUUUGAAGUGACAUACAAACAGUAAGGAGAAAAAGUUUGGUUACUUUUUCCCAAAUGAAACAAAACUGUUUUAGGCACCCUCUCCCUUCAUUAUAUCAAAAAAAAUUUUUUCCCCUCCUCCCCUACUUUUUUUCGGUUAUGCAAAUUUAUUUUCAGAAUCAAAAUCGAUUGUUUCAUUGUCCGAAGUGCCAAAGUCAAUGGUGAUUGUGAGUUCGAAUCUGUCAAGUCGAGUCAAGACCCUCUUCAACAAGGCAUCUGACCAUUUUGAGUUUAUGGAAAGAGAAUACCACGAUUACGUGACCAACUUCGGCUACAGCCAGUUCGACUACCCUCCCAAGUCUUUUGGCGCCUUUGAUAACUCGGGGGAGAUUGUGGUGCUGUCCAGCCUCUACCUGCAUCAGAACAUCAUGCUGGCUAUAAACAUCUAUUACAACUUCAUGUUUGGAGACGAUUCAAUGGGUAGGGUUGGGUAGGGUAGAGUAGGGUAGGGUAGGGUAGGGUAGGGUAGGGUAGGUUAGGGUAGGGUAGGGUAGGGUAGGGUAGGGUAGGGUAGGGUAGGGUAGGGUAGGGUAGGGUAGGGUAGGAUAGGGUAGGGUAGAGUAGGGUAGGGUAGGGUAGGGUAGGGUAGGGUAGGGUAGGGUAGGGUAGGGUAGGGUAGGGUAGGGUAGGGUAGGGUAGGGUAGGGUAGGGUAGGGUAGGGUAGGGUAGGGUAGGGUAGGGUAGGGUAGGGUAGGGUAAAAUCGCUUGCUCGUGAUAGUCAACGUUGUUUGCUUCAGAUCAUAUACGUACUGGAUACAUCUCAGCAGCGGGCGUGACAAAAAUUAGCCUUGGGAAGAGCUACCAAAUCUAUACCACGUACCUUGAAUGUAUUGUCACUACAUUUGGGAUUGGUUUUGGAUUGCCAAUGAUUCUGUCUUCUGUUAUUGUGGAAAGAGUCAGAAAGUUCAAACAUCAGGUAAGCAUGGGUAACGUGGUAUUGUGCUGGUAUCUUGAGGGGGAAAUUUUUGUAUAUAAGGCCAUUCUUUCUUAUUGUUGUUACACUAACAUGAUACUUUUUCUCUGAUAUUGGUAGUUACAGUAUGAUUGUUUUUAGAUCUACCUCGCUUCAGCCAAAACUUUGGUCUACUGGUCGGCUCAGACCCUAACUGAUUUCACAUUGUUCGUCGUGAUAGUGACAUUUUCGCUAGGAUGCUAUCUGCUGACAAACCCUCUCUUACCUACAUGUGCUGUUGGAAUUGUACCGUACUACGUACUGUACUUUUGUGCCGGGUCAUUCUUAAGCUACACUCUGAGCUUUGGAUUCGAUUCUACAACGAAAGCCUCGGUAAUCAUCGUGGCAUGUCACACAUUGGUGCCAUUCUCGCUGUAUUCUUUAAUUGAGAUGACGAGUCAACAGGCUUUGCCCGGGUACAACAUGACAGACAAAGCAAACUAUUUCCAGGUAAGUCCUCCUACCUUCUACUCCCCGAUCUCCCCGCCCCCACCUUCCUCCUUUUUCUUUAACCCCAGCUUUAACCUUAGCCUAAAGCCUUAGUUUUAGUAAUAGCUAUGGUCCUAGCUAUAACCAUACAAUGCCCCCAAAUGACCCGUCUUUUAAAUUUAGGCUUACUUUACACUUUCAGUUUGCUUUUACCGUGGUAUCCCCUACCGUUGGUCUAUUUUCUGCUCAACGCACAUUGGUCUCUAUGUGUGGUGCAACAAAUGGCUGGGCUGGUUCAAUGUACACAGACUUGCCUCAAACAGCUCGAGUUUUGGGUUCUUUGUUCGCCAGCUUCGUGUUUUAUCUGACACUUUUGGUUUUGAUUGAGAAGAAGGUGUUCAGAUUUAAUUAG
This is a messenger RNA of Bursaphelenchus okinawaensis, 2549 nucleotides long. The record is from the annotation of a GenBank genome assembly. Lineage: Eukaryota; Metazoa; Nematoda; Chromadorea; Rhabditida; Aphelenchoididae.